AUGAAAUUAUUCAAUCAACUUAAAACUAUAAGAUUAUUCAUUUGUCAUAGAUUUCAUCGUUUAUUUAAUUCAAACAAUAAAUGUUUCACAUAUUUUAUAAUUAUCAUUUUGAUUACAAUUCUGUAUUUAUCAAUUUUAAUGAAACUCUUCAAUCUUGAAGUUACAAAUACAAUGACACUAACUACACCGCGAAUAUUUGUACAAAUUACAAAUUAUUCAUUAUCAUCGAAUUAUUCUACUAUAGAAGCUGUCAUUCAUCUGACAACAAAUUCAGUUCCUCUAAUAACCACCAAAAUGUAUUAUCCCCGACAUCGAUAUUAUCGUCAACAUCAUCAUUCACAUCAUAGUUAUAGAAAAAUGCGAUUCAGAAAAAUGAAAUCCUUGAAGACUAUCAAAUCGAAGCGGCGAAUAAAUUCGAGAGUAAAUCAAAAAACUAAACUAAAGAAAAGAGUUUCUUCACGAAACUUGUUCCCGUCCUUAUAUUUGAACAGUUCAUUUUGUUUAAAACAGUCUAAUUUUUAUAUUGGUAAUGCAAAACACGUCAAAUCAAAGAGAUUCCAACAAAUUAUGAAGUUAAAUACUGCAUUAACACCAUUAAAUAAAAGUCAAUGGUUGAAAAUAGCGCCAAAUAUUUGUCAAUCUGCUAAAACAAAUCUGUUAAUCAUUACAUUUUCUCCAGUUGAAGAUAGUUCAACUCGGGAUAAAAUUCGUCAAACAUGGGGUUCAGUCAAAUAUAUUUUGAGUGAAACCACUACCAGUGGACAAUAUUACAAUGGGUUGAACAUUAUUGAACAUUUAUUUGUUGUCAAUAUUAGUAAAUGGCACUUUAAACAAAAUUCAAAAACAGUUCAAAAUCUUUUAAAAGAAGCACAAAAUGAAAAAGAUGUUUUACCUCUAUUUUUAACUGGUUUACAGAGUAACUAUGCCUCGUUACAUAUUUUGACCAGUGAAUUCUUACUGCAUCAUUGUAAAAAUUCCGUAGAUUUUGUUUUAUUCAUUAAUGAAGAUUUAUUUCCAAAUAUAAAUGCUUUAAUUCAAUAUACAAAUUCGAAAUUAUCACAUUACUCAUCGAGUUCAUUAAAACAAAAUAAUAAUAGUCCAACCAUGUAUUGUAUACCAAUUAUACAAAAACGUGUUGACGUUAAAAAUCGAUUAAAAGACUAUUUUAAAAAUCACUUACCAUCAUGGCAUGGAAAUAUUUAUCCAACGCAUUGUGAUAUUCAAACUAGCGGUUUUCUUCUAUUAUUUGAAACAAUGAAACAAUGGUUUACAUGUUCUCGUUUAUAUAUACCAUUCAAUCCUAUUCAAGUUUAUUUAACUGGCCUUGUAAGAGAGAAAGCUAAUAUAUACAUUGAAAGUUAUUGGACACAUUACUGGUCAGUCGGUAAUCUUCUACCAAGUGUAUCUUUAAAUCAAAAGAGUAAAAAAUAUUUAUUUUUUCAAAAAUCCAUUAAUCAAAAUAGUCGAGUGUGGAAAAGUGUAUUUCGUGCAAUAUUAAGCCAAUAACUUCAUUCUAUACUAUGAUGUAUUUACUGUGUGUUAAUUUUUCUGUUGCAAAAGAGCAUUUUUAUUUGCAUUUCUUUACGAAUUCAUUGUUUUUAUAUCAUCAAGAGAG
This is a messenger RNA of Schistosoma turkestanicum, 1615 nucleotides long. NCBI's taxonomy places the organism in Eukaryota, Metazoa, Platyhelminthes, Trematoda, Strigeidida, Schistosomatidae. The record is from the annotation of a GenBank genome assembly.